Molecule: messenger RNA, 1461 nt
Organism: Punctularia strigosozonata HHB-11173 SS5
Lineage: Eukaryota; Fungi; Basidiomycota; Agaricomycetes; Corticiales; Punctulariaceae
Product: SET domain-containing protein
Exons: 6
Coding region: 1-1461 (486 amino acids)
Biological process (GO): peptidyl-lysine trimethylation; peptidyl-lysine monomethylation
Molecular function (GO): protein-lysine N-methyltransferase activity
Source: RefSeq, a predicted model, not a curated record
AUGCCCGAAUUUGAGGACGAUGCACCAUGGCGGAACCUUUUGGCGUGGCUUCAUGCACAUGGGAUGAAGAUCGAUUCAACUCAUCUUCGGGUCGAACGCAGGCCUAGCGCAGGAUAUGGCUUAUUCACGACCAUGGAGGUUUCCCCGUCAUCACCCUUGUUCACUAUACCUGCAGCAGCGCUCAUGACCGUCAAGACUCUAGCACCGCACUAUCCCAACUGCACCGGUCUCAGUGCCACUCAACUCAUCUCAAUGCAUCUGUACAUUCAUCGACCCGAUACGGACAGAAGAUGCACCGAUUCACUCUACGAACCGUUCAUCAACGUCCUUCCCGGGUCGUUCGACUUCCAUCCGCUCACCUGGCUGGUUUGGGCCCUUUCCGACACCCACGUCGAAGGAGAACGAGAGAUAGCCGAGGCGCUUCUCCAGGCACUUUCACCGUCUGUCCGGCGGGACCUCGAAGAGCUAAAAUCUCGCUUCGAUACGGACACGGAAUUCGUCCAGAAAUAUCUGGCAGCCCACCCACGCGUCCUCGCCACGUGCACCAGGACUAGAACGUACGAGGCUAAAGCAAAAAUCGAAGAUCGGCGUGUUCUAGACGACAUGCUGUGGGCCUGGCUCAACGUCAAUACUAGAUGUAUAUUCCACAGGCUCAAGCCCUCCGUCUCCUCGCGAGACAAUAUCGCGCUGGUGCCAAUCCUAGACAUGGCCAACCAUCGGCCUUACGAGCACGCCUGCCCGUCGUCGCUGGUAGAUAUGGCACUCGAGAAAGGCCGCUGGGCGGCGCCAGUGAAGGGCAGAUUCGGACCGGAUUUCACCUUGCUCUCUCCUCGCGACCAGACGCUUCGUUCAGGCGAAGAAGUGUUCCUCCGAUACGGUGCCCAUUCGAAUCGGAAGCUGUUCGUUGAGUACGGAUUCGUCAACAGCUCACCGGGAUCCGAGCAUGAAGGUAGUGCCCCUCGGGGCGAUGGUCAGGUGGACGUCCAAAUCCUGUUUGAGGACAUGCUACGCGAACAAGGCUCAAGAGGUGAAUGGAUGCGAGAUGUCCUGAAGGAUCAAGGAUACUGGGGUGACUGGACCCUGCACGCCUCACCCGCCCCCGCGCACCCCUCCUUCCGACUCCUCACCGCCUUGAGGCUGUACCAUCUUGUCCUGGAUUGUCCUAUUCCACCUCCGAACCCCGAGGACGUUCUGAGACCGUGGCACGAUACCUUGGCAGGCCGUCGUCCUCUCGUUUCUCGCGAGAAUGAACAGGCGUUAAGACAGACGUUACUCCAGAUGUGCGAGCGAUUACAAGAGCGUGCACGCGAGGGUUUGUCGACGACCGAUAUGAUAGAGCCUAAGACCGGGAGUCCCGUUUGGGCGGAAGGGAUGAAGGACAACAUCAGAGUGUUGUGGAGAGAGGAGGAAGCGGUCGCUCGGGCAGUUGAAGGGAGUAUCCGGGCAGGGGACGAGUUUUGA